Messenger RNA from Saprolegnia parasitica CBS 223.65, 518 nucleotides. RefSeq lists its product as hypothetical. The transcript has a single exon. Bases 48 to 518 code for a protein of 156 amino acids. NCBI's taxonomy places the organism in Eukaryota, Oomycota, Saprolegniomycetes, Saprolegniales, Saprolegniaceae. The record is from RefSeq and is a predicted model, not a curated record.
CGGCACGUGGUGGGUACAGCUGGAGAUAUAUACUCAAGCCGCGAACGAUGAUCAAGCAAGUGACCUUCAGCACCGCGACGACGUUCCUCUUUGAUUUGGACUACAACGGGUCGGCGGUUCCCCAUGAGAGCGGACCGCCCAUUGGCCUGGCGCCGCGCCACUGUGCCAUGACGAUCGAGCCUGUGCCCGACGCGGCCAGAUGCUGCAUGCGACGAAGCCGCCUGCGCCGCUUCGACCACUUGGAGCGCAUUGCGAUGCUCCGAAGCCUCUACGACGCGCGGACCCUCGCCCUCUUUUGCAGCGAGGCCAUCGAUUUGCGCAAGUCGCGCGUCGGAACCGAGGAUGACAUUGUGCGCAUCACGCCCCGUCCGAGCCGAAAGCGCCAUUUCGAACCCGAGGUCCCAGUCGACACCAAGCGCAUGCGCAUGUGGGAAAUGGAGUAUGACGACGACGAUGACGAGGAGGGCGAUGACGACGAGGAUAAGGACGAAUCGGAGAUCGACGAUGACGAGCGAUGA